UGAAAUAGCGGGCUGGUGCGCGCCAACAUUGUCGAAUACCCCAUCUUAUGGACCCUGAGAAUAAAGCAUGAUGAAAAAGACCGUUCUCAUCACCGGUUGCAGCUAUGGCGGAAUGGGAUCCCAUCUCGCCGAAGCUUUUCACGCCCGAGGCUUCCACGUAUUCGCGACGCUCCGCAACACAGCAAAAGCCGGAGCCCUUGCCGACAAGGAGGGCAUCGACAUUCUCGACCUCGAAGUAACCUCAGCUGAAUCCGUUCAAUCAUGCGCAAAAGCUGUUGGAAAAAUCACCGGCGGCUCCCUCGACGUCCUCGUCAACAAUGCCGGCGCCGAUUUUACCCUCCUGCUCUUGGACACGUCCAUCAACGAUGCCCGAAGGUUGUACGAUCUCAACCUCUGGGCGCCGCUCGCCGUGACGCAGGCCUUUGCUCCAAUGAUCGUCCAGGCCAAGGGAGUCAUCUGCAACGUCUCGUCGGUUUCGUCCAUCUGCAACUUCGCCUGGGCGGGAAUAUAUGCAAGCUCCAAGUCGGCGCUCAACGUCCUCUCCGAAACCCUCCGCGUCGAGCUGCAGCCGUUCGGCGUGCGCGUCCUGACCGUCAUGCUCGGCGGCUGCGCCACGAAUGCGCACGCCGGAAUGCCGGACCUGGUGCUGCCUCCGGGCUCGCGGUACCAGCCGAUCUGGGAGACGAUCGAUCGGCAGAAGAAGGGGCUGGUGUACAAGAACAAGCAAGAUCCAGCUGUGGCGGCGAGGAAUAUCGUCAGUGAUGUUAUUGGCGGUCGGCAGAGUUAUGUGUGGCGCGGGGCCUCCUCGACCCUGUGUUGGUUCUGCUCGACGUUUAUGCCGAAUGAUGUGUUCGUGAAAAUGGUGAAUGAGAGAAAAGGGUUGGAUAUGCUGGCGGGGAAGAAGCACUGAAUAAGGGUCCUGAUGCUUUCCCAAAUAGGCUAGCGGAGAUGGCUAAAUUUUCUGGAAUUGCGGGUCAAGGGAUUCCGGGGAGCGUUGACGUCUGACAUUCACAACCCUAUAUGAGUGAUAGCAUGCUUUUCAACCAACCCAAGCCCAUCAAUGAACACUUUCUUGAAUCCGUUCCGGGCGCCAUCUCGAAACGAAGCAGAGUGGUUCUCGGCCGGUGUCGCCUCUUCCUUCCCAGAUGUUGGCCUCGAUGAGACGGGGACGGAAAGCGAGUCAAGCAAUCCCAAACUCUGCGGAAUUCGUGGGCCGGAUGCCAAACCAGGUUGCAAAGUCUUCCAUGUUCCCAAAACGAACGCUCCUCAACGGGCCGAAAUCGAGGUUGUAGGAGACGACUUGGCGGCGCAGGACUUGACAGACCAGGUUCUCGUCUUUCAGUAUCGCGGCAAAUUCCAUGCAAUUGAUCAU
Molecule: messenger RNA, 1372 nt
Organism: Parathielavia appendiculata
Lineage: Eukaryota; Fungi; Ascomycota; Sordariomycetes; Sordariales; Chaetomiaceae
Product: NAD(P)-binding protein
Exons: 2
Coding region: 71-910 (279 amino acids)
Biological process (GO): triglyceride catabolic process; phosphatidic acid biosynthetic process
Cellular component (GO): endoplasmic reticulum; lipid droplet
Molecular function (GO): triacylglycerol lipase activity; acylglycerone-phosphate reductase (NADP+) activity
Source: RefSeq, a predicted model, not a curated record